Messenger RNA from Entelurus aequoreus (snake pipefish), 3655 nucleotides. It is a transcript of the gene tm7sf2, whose product is annotated as transmembrane 7 superfamily member 2. The record is from RefSeq and is a predicted model, not a curated record. The transcript has 11 exons. Bases 84 to 1361 code for a protein of 425 amino acids. Gene Ontology annotation, cellular component: nuclear inner membrane; endoplasmic reticulum membrane. Gene Ontology annotation, biological process: sterol biosynthetic process. Lineage: Eukaryota; Metazoa; Chordata; Actinopteri; Syngnathiformes; Syngnathidae. Gene Ontology annotation, molecular function: oxidoreductase activity, acting on the CH-CH group of donors, NAD or NADP as acceptor.
CGAGACACUGAGGAGGCGGUCCGUCAUGAAGAUAGAUACAUCUGUUUAAUAUCGCCGACCUACUUCAUACCGAAAAACUUACAAUGAGUUCAAAGAAUCAAGCAGCCAAUGGCAAAGCUUCCCAUAACAACGAGAGGGAAUUUGGAGGAACCUUAGGGGCUGUUUGCAUUCCCAUCUUUCUGCCCUUAACGGUGCUUUUCUUGGUCUGCGUGAGUCGAUCUCCUGAGGCAGCUGUACUCCAGUGGCCCCCGCCUCUCCCCACCAUUGACCAGCUCUGGGACCCCCUGGCGGCUCUCCUUAUACUGAGCUGGAUAUCUUUGCAUGCUGUCCUCUAUUUGUUGCCAUUUGGAAAGGUCUCUGAGGGAUUAGUGCUGCGGGAUGGAGCACGCCUCAAGUACCCAAUAAACGGUUUCCACAGCCUGUGCAUCAGUGGUGUGCUGCUGAUUUUGCUUCUGAUGCUCAAGGCUCCUGUGGGGAGUCUGUACGAGCUGACGUUGCCUCUGGCUGCGUGUGCAAUUGGAGUCUCCUUCAUGCUCUCCGUCUUCCUGUACUUUCGUUCCUUUUUGGCUCCUCCUCAUGCUCUGGCAUUAGGGGGCACCACAGGAAAUCCCCUCUAUGACUUCUUUAUUGGACGGGAGCUCAACCCACGUAUUGGUCAUUUUGACCUGAAGUUUUUCUGUGAGCUCAGACCAGGACUGAUUGGCUGGGUGGUCAUAAACCUCGGCAUGCUGAUGAAAGAAGUGGAACUUCAGGGUUCCCCCUCGCUUGCCAUGAUUCUCGUUAAUAGUUUCCAGCUGCUGUAUGUGGCUGACGCUCUGUGGAAUGAGGAAGCUGUUCUGACUACGAUGGACAUUGUGCAUGACGGUUUCGGCUUCAUGCUGGUCUUUGGUGACCUGGCCUGGGUUCCCUUCACAUACGGUUUGCAGGCGGCCUUUUUGGUCCUACAUCCUCAGGCUUUAAGUCCCCUAGGAGCAGCAGCAAUAAUAACGCUGAAUGGUAUUGGAUAUUAUAUAUUCAGGAAAUCCAACUCACAGAAGAAUCAGUUUAGAAGAAACCCUGCACAUCCAAGUGUUGCGAGGCUGGAGACCAUCGCCACAGCAACAGGGAAGCGUUUGCUGGUGUCUGGCUGGUGGGGGCUUGUUCGCCAUCCUAAUUACUUGGGUGAUCUCCUCAUGGCCUUGGCAUGGUCUCUGCCAUGUGGUUUCUCACAUCUUCUGCCUUACUUCUACUUGAUAUAUUUCACCGUCUUGCUGAUCCACCGCGAGGCCCGUGACGAGAGACAUUGUCGAGCCAAAUAUGGACUUGCAUGGGAGACAUACUGUCGACAUGUCCCCUACAGGAUCCUCCCUUAUAUUUACUAAAAGGUAAAGAAGCCCACAAGGGGACAUAACUGUCCAAUGGGGACUUUGUAAGUUUUUCAGUUCACAUUCACACCUUUACAGAAAAUUUCUGUCCAGUUACAGUAGGAUUUUCUAUCCAGACAUAACUGAUUCUUUUGUCAUAUUUGUUAUUUUGAAGGCCAAAACGAUAGAAAGAUUAACCGCUUUUGAAAUGCUCCUUGCUUUUAAUAGACAAUAUAAGAGCUCUCAAAUUAUAUAUAUUUUUUAAACAGAUUAAUCACACUAUUUUAAUUUGGAUAAUUAUGAUUAAUCACAGGUUAUUACUCACUUGCAUGAUUUCAAUUAACCCAAAAUAAAUAAAACAUGAUUUGAAAGUAAUAAUGAUAAAAUAAAAUAAAAAACGUUUUUUUCAUUGAACAAACACAAAAACAAAAAAAAUAAAGAUACGGACACAAAUGCAAUUUUAUUGUCAGAAUGUCAUCCAGGAACAUUUUCAAAAAUGUUUUACUUGAAUACAUGUCAUUUAUUUGCUAAAAACUUGGUAACUGUUUUAUCUGAAGUCCACUCAGGGUUUAUUUUGAAGUAAAAUUUGCCAUUGAGCACACCACUAGUCCAAGUCUCCUCACUCAUCUUCGCAUGUGUGCAUUGACCUGUACAACAACCUUUCAGGUAAAAUCUGCGGUUAAGGUAAAGGAGCGCGUUCAGUAAAAAUGAAUUGCGGGAUCAAUCUGCAUAUAUACGUGAUUAAUGUGAUAAUUGUUUUGUGAUUAAUCACAUGAGUCAAAGUGUAAUUUUUGACAGCCCUAGAAAACAUGUCUAGUUUUGAUGCAACUGUUUCUUUUGCAACAUCCAUGCUAAUCUCAUUGUAUCACUUAGGUCAGGUUUAAAAUUGUUUUUUUACGGACCAUUUUGAGGAAGAUAGAAAAACAUAAUAUGAGUGAACCCUAUUUAUCAUUUGAUAGCGGCAGUCCUUAUGUUGUUGAAAAUUAUUAUCUUUGUAAGGUACUUGACUCAAAAUAACUCCUAAAAAAGUAAAAGUUCAUGUUUAAUUUGUUAACCGUGACCGGACAGUUGUUUGAUUUACAGCCGUGUUUUAUUCACUGACAUUUGCGUGGGAUUGAAGAAAAACAAAAAAUGCAUUUGAUUUGCCUUUGCUGAGUGCAAACCACAUUGUUCUUGAACUGUAAACAUUAUUUCUGUCACAUGCAACGAGUUGUGCAUAUAGAGGGGAGAGUGUACCCUGUUGAUGGACACUUUCAUUUGUCACCUUCAUGCACCCACUUAAGUGCUCUUUGCCUCUGGCUUCGCCCACGCCGCACUCAAGGUAUUUUGUGCUGUUUUUCAUAUGCAGUGUGCUAAUGACAAACGGGCUGGGAUGCCAUGCCUACGUUGUGUCUGUAAAAUAACUUGAAAGAUACAUUAGCAUCAUACAUGGGCAUGUGCAGAUAAGGACACGCAUGCAGAAUAUAUUAUACUGAUAUUUUUGGACAGCCUAUUGUGGCAUUAUGAUUAUACUGUUAAUCAUAACGGGAGUGGAAUUGAUACUGUUGUAUUAUUAGGAUGUGGAAAAGUAGCACAGAAAUAAUUUUAAGUACAGUCACUCAGUCAGUAUAAUGUGUGGCUUAUAGUGUAAUGUAAGUAAAAAACAAGAAUCUGAACUAUGAGCAAAAGUAUCAUAUUGUAUUUCAUCCAGUGCUCUACUGCAAUGUCAAUAUGGCCGCCAAACAAAUAUUUUUUUCCCCUUUUAUCAGAUUGAUUAAUUAUGUCCAUUUAGAUUUGAUUACCAUUAUAUCAUAAGUUAACACUUAUGAUAUAAUACAGAGUGCACCCUUGUGCUUUCACAUCUGCACAAGUAAAAAAAAUAAAAAAAUACAAUGCAACGACCUACAAUGUCUUGUGUAAUAAUGAAUUAGCUAUUCAGUGUGUGUGCACUGAUGUGUAUGCCAAUCUUACCGUUUCCAGCCAUGCAGUUGUAGCCAGUUUCCAUGGCAACGUGUCUGUGAGAGCGCAGACGUGGGAAGAGAGGGGAAGGGAGUUGAGACAAUUAUGGCGGCACGGAGGGCGAAGAAAAAGGAAGAACCCAGGCUGAUGAGUGUGAAGCAGUGCGAGUCGUGGGAGGAAAAAAAUGCAUUAUGUUUGUUUGUGUAUCCGGGGAUGAGCCUACGUUAGUAUAUUAUACAUAAAAACAUGUUUCUCAUGGCAACGUGCAUGCCUGUGCAAGCACAGAUGUUCAGUCCUCUGAGCAUUUAUGUAAUGUGUAAAGAAAUGCUGCAAGGCAUUUGACAUUGUAGAUGAACAAGAUUUUUUUCCCGUUU